This is a messenger RNA of Entamoeba nuttalli P19, 564 nucleotides long. RefSeq lists its product as hypothetical. The record is from RefSeq and is a predicted model, not a curated record. Bases 1 to 564 code for a protein of 187 amino acids. The transcript is spliced from 2 exons. Lineage: Eukaryota; Evosea; Mastigamoebida; Endamoebidae.
AUGUUUCUCGGAUGGAGUUAUGCUUUAUUCAAAUGUAUUGUAACAAUUAAAACUAAUGGCUUUGACUCGUUUUCUUUAUUCCUUAAUACGUUUGAGUUAUAUUUGUUUUUGUUAUCAUUAUCUUUAGUUGGAUUGGUGAUUCUAUUUUUCAGAGGACAAAUAGAAAGAAUAAUUGGUGUCAUUCAUUUCACAACACUUCUUCUUAUAACCUUUUCUAUUUGUCAAUACCCAGAAACUAUCAAAAAUGUAUUUCUUCUUGAAUUAUCACUCCCAAUAGUAAUGAUUCCUUUGUAUUUUAAUGAUUGCUUUAAACUUCUAUCACCUUCAUCUAUUCUUAACAUCUUUAUUAUCACAUUCCCUGUGGCUAUUCUUGGAGAAUUUGUUUAUUUAUCUACAUCCUUCUUAAUUGUAGAUUUUCCAUUUGCUUUCUAUUUGAUAAUCAACAUUUUAUUAUUACUUUUAGGACAACCAAUUAUUCUUAUGGUUGUUAUUGCACCUGUGAUAAAGACAAAAACUCAUUUUGAUGAAUCAGCUCCUACUCAUGAUGUAACCAAAGAUGAUUAA